This is a messenger RNA of Colletotrichum gloeosporioides, 2133 nucleotides long. Its product is annotated as Heterokaryon incompatibility protein 6. The record is from RefSeq and is a predicted model, not a curated record. Bases 1 to 2133 code for a protein of 710 amino acids. The transcript has a single exon. NCBI's taxonomy places the organism in Eukaryota, Fungi, Ascomycota, Sordariomycetes, Glomerellales, Glomerellaceae.
AUGUAUCACUACGAGCCACUGCCAUCGCCGCAGUUCAUCCGGCUUGUGAACAUCAUCCGCGACGACUACAGCGAGCACGGGUUCUCUGUCCGUUUGACGACUCACUCCCUCCACGACCUGCCGCCAUUCUGGGCGCUCUCUUACACAUGGGGCUCUCCGGAUUUUCAAAGCGACGAUCCCCAGGAUGCGAACGCGGAGGGAAAGCGUUUCAGCAUCAAGUGCGAUGGGGAUGAUAUGGAAAUCGGCGAAAGCCUCUACGACUUCCUGCGACACAUGAACGAAGACAUGUUCGCUGCAUCAGAUCCCUCCGGGCCCCAAAGGUAUCCAAAGCCUUCCACAAACUCUCGGCGCUUGGUCUUCCCGGAGAGGCAUUUCAACUUCUGGGUCGACGCCAUUUGCAUCGAUCAGCAGAACGACGACGAGAGGUCGGAUCAGGUGCAGCUUAUGGGAAAGAUCUAUCAAUCCGCAAGUCGCGUCGUUGCGUGGCUUGGAAACACGGAACCUAACGAUAAUGUCAACUGGGUCAUCAACAGCUUUGCGCCAAUGAUGCUGCAUGUGUCACGAUCCUCGUCAAGACCUAAAGUCAUCCAGCUCUGUCAGGAUACUGGUCACGAGUUGAAUCAUCCCAAAGCGGAUGAGCUGAUAGGGGCAGGGGUGUGUGCGCGCUGGCGUCGUUCGUAUUCGGACUUCUUUUCAUUCUUUGUCAAGAAGAGAUGGCUCACCAGGGGAUGGGUUGUCCAAGAGGCGGCAAUACCAGAGCCGCACACUGUGGUCUUGUUGUGCGGCAGGAGUCAGUUCUCGUGGACAACCAUCAACAACUUUGCCUCGUUUAUUCUCAAUGUGGGCUGGGACGACACACUCGAGGCAAGCCUGAAUGAAUCUCUACCAGAAUGGAAAGAGAGGAAAGGGACCAUCGAUCGUCUCUGGAACCCCGUUUCAACGUCCCUACCAGACUUCCAAGAAGAGACCAUCAACGAUAGUAUGGUUGACUGGCAAAACAGGCGCUGGGGCGCGGUCACUGAUGAGGAGGUACGGCAUGCGGAGGUCUUGCACAAUUUUCACCGAUUACGAUUCUAUGAGUUUCAAAACCCCUUGGAUCACAUCUACGGCACCCUGGGCUUGAUGCCCCUGAUUCUUGGACCAAAGUACCCUCUAGGAGUGACCCCAAGUUACGAUAUUGCCGUGGAGCAAGCUUUCACCGACGUCGCGACGUGGCUGAUCCCGCAUCUGCCCAACUUGGAUAUUCUAGGUCUGGCAGGCCUUGCCUUAGGAAGAAGCGGUGCCUUGCCCUCAUGGGUGCCCGACUUCUCUUUUCAUGGCCCAGCGUGCCACACGUCCUUGCAGAGGGCGCGCCAAAUAAGGAUGAAGUACGCUCGCUGGUACGGACCGCUCGACGCCACACGCACGACGAGCCUAUUCGAAUCCCCGAAGCCAUUUGCUCGUAUCGAGGGAUUCAGACUGAAACUCGAAGGCAGUCGCAUCGAUAAGAUCAAGAAGAUACACAGGCUACAUCACGAUGACCAGGGAGUCCUUUGGAACGUCUCCUGGAUUUUGGACUUUUGCAAUCGAAAUGACGCCUACAUCACUGGAAGUGGCUCACUAGCCGAGGCCGUUGUGCAUACACUUAGCGCAGACAUUAGGCCAAGAGUCAUAUUGAAAAAGGACUACAAGGAGCGAAGUGAGGAUUGGGUUAGGGACUGCAUAACAUAUAAUUGGCUGCUGAGUCAAGAUGGUAAGAAACCGGUUCUCCCCGGGGGGGUUAAGGAUGGAAGGAGGAGGAGACCCUUCAUGACCGUAGAAGACGCUCUCAAGAGAGGAUCUCAGGAUGGCUUUCGCUCAAGCCUGAUUGACAAUCACAUUACCAAAGUCAUUGAUUUUGUCACUCCUGGACGGCAGGUCAUAAUGACUGAAGGAGGCUUCCUUGGACUCGGACCUGCCGAGGCGCAGAUUGGCGAUGAAAUUUGGCUGAUGCGAGGUGGGAGGAUGCCGUUGAUCUUGAGAGAUUCAUGUAGGACGGGUGUAGUUGGUAGGGAAUACUUGUUGGCAGGGGAAGCAUAUAUCCAUGGGGUUAUGCAUGGAGAGAUGAUGAGCGACAAGCUAAGACAGAGUUUCCAAGAGGUUACUAUUGUGUAG